Molecule: messenger RNA, 1002 nt
Organism: Cylicostephanus goldi
Lineage: Eukaryota; Metazoa; Nematoda; Chromadorea; Rhabditida; Strongylidae
Source: the annotation of a GenBank genome assembly
AUGUCAGGUCAUGGUGGAUGGCCUAUGACUGUCUUUCUUACUCCGGAUUUGGAUCCAAUCACGGGCGGUACGUAUUUCCCACCAAAGGAUUCAAUGGGAGGCAUGGGCUUACCAUCAGUGCUGAAACUCGUGACUAAAAAUUGGAGCGAUGCUCGCGUACGUGAGUCUAUGGGUGGACAAGGAAAAAUGAUAACGGAAGCCCUAAGUAAAGGCUCCUUCUACAGUCAUGGCGAUGCACCUCCAAUAGAGCCUGUAAUCCAUGGUGCAUUCAAGUACAAAGUUUCCAAUUUCGAUGAGAAGUACGGUGGAUUUGGUAGCGCUCCGAAAUUUCCCAAAGCUUGUGACCUGGAGUUUUUGGUCAAUCACUGCUCCUGGACAAAAGAGGAUUCAGAGCGGGAGUUGUGCCGCCAUAUGCUUGACGUCACUUUUGACGCCAUGAUCCGUGGUGGAAUUCACGACCAUAUUGGAAAGGGAUUCCAUCGAUAUUCCGUAGACAAGGAGUGGCACGUGCCACACUUUGAAAAGAUGCUGUAUGAUCAAACUCAACUGCUCGCCGUCUUCGCUGAUGCGUGCUUCGUUUGUGGUGAUAAAUACAAGAGUGUUGUCGAGGAUAUUGCACAAUACAUGGAAGAAUGUCUUUCCCAUCAGGAAGGAGGAUUUUACGCAGCCGAGGAUGCUGAUUCGCUACCGACGGCUGAGUCCCCAAAAAAGAAGGAAGGCGCUUUCUGUGUGUGGGCAUACGACCAGGUUAAAGAACUUCUGAAGGAUCAGAAAAUUGGUGAUCAUGAUGCUGCUGAGGUGUUUUGUGACUACUACGAUGUCGAAAAAAAUGGAAAUGAUCCUCAUCAUGAGUUAACGGAUCAGAAUGUGCUACGCAUACGAAAACCCUACGACCACUACGAAAAAAAGUACGGCGUCACUCCUGAAGUUCUCAAUGAGGGUCUUAAUAAAGCUAAGGUAAUUGCUAGUCUUCAUUUUUUACCGCUUGUUUGCGCGCUAUAA